Messenger RNA from Mesocestoides corti, 2769 nucleotides. The record is from the annotation of a GenBank genome assembly. NCBI's taxonomy places the organism in Eukaryota, Metazoa, Platyhelminthes, Cestoda, Cyclophyllidea, Mesocestoididae.
AUGCAUCUCUCAACAAUUACUGUCGUAAUUCUACUACUCUGCACGGUUGAACUGACGCGUUCGCAGGUCUCUCACAUCUACCAAUCUGACACGUAUGGACCUGUUGGACAGCGACGGUGUUACCGACCCACGAGGAUCGAAAUUCCAGAGUGCAAAAACCGAUUCUACAACUUUACUGCUUUCCCCAACUUGGUGGGACAAGAGACGCAAAUGGACGCUCGCCAUCAACUCCAGACGUUCAAACCGCUCAUCACCUAUAAGUGCUCAAAUCACUUGGCGUUCUUCCUUUGCUCCGUCUACGCGCCAAUGUGUGACGUGAACACCAAUCACCUUAUAGGGCCCUGCAAGCCGUUGUGUGAGCGAGUUCGUAAAAGGUGCUCCCCCGUUCUCAAGAUUUUCAACUUCGACUGGCCCGCCAACCUAAACUGCUCACGCUUUCCCGAAAAGAAUACGGUUGGUGGCACGAUGUGCAUGGAAGGCCCGGAUGUUCCUGAAGAUUUUAACGAGUCCUCCGGCAAGACCAGCGGGGUGGAUUCCAUCUCGAACGAGGAGAUUGUUCAGUCGCCGGUCAGGGCCGAAUCUCAACCCAACGAGGGCGCACAGCGGACAGACCAAUCAGUGGACGGGUUGCUUCGUCAUUUGGAAGACCUUCCAGAAGGCAUAGGUGAUAAAGGCAACGGCAUCGCAAAGUUGGGUCCUCACAUUCAAGCGUGGCUUGCGAGGCUUCAUCAAGACCCCCUGCCUGUCAAUCUUGGGACUGAGGAGACACCCAUAGCUUUACUCGUCUCAUCCAUCCGCUACUGUUCCCACCUCAUCAAACCAACGUCUUACGUGUUCAUCAAUCGCACUGGCAGGUGCGCGCCGCACUGCAUGGCAGACAUCCUCUUUUCACCCAAUGCUAAAACCCUUGCAACUGUCUGGACCAGUGUUAUCUCUGGUCUCUGCCUUCUUGCGACAACUUGCACACUCUUGAGCUACGCAAUCCAGCCGUCGCUGUUCCACACUUUGGAACGACCAGUCAUCUACAUAGCCGGUUGCCAACUCGCCUACGCUCUGGGAUUUGCGCUGCGACUUAAGUUAGGCAGGAAAGCCGUCACUUGUGGAAAGGACCCUGCCUCUGGCUUUGCAAUACGCCUUCAGGAAGGACUGGACAACUCCAACUGCGCCCUGGUAUUCUUAAUUCAGUACUACUUUUUCACAGCUGGAGCCCUGUGGUGGGCCAUGAUGGUGAUUGGCUGGGCUUUAAGGUCGGCCCUUCGUCUCAGAUUGGCUCGCUCAACUGCCACGGGGACAGCUGGCGGAGAUGUGUUCUCAGUGGUUAGGGAUGGCAGACGCCACUGCGGAAGCGACACGAUCACUGGCAACAUGGACGCGCUCACCGAAAAACACAGGGUCGGAGGCUCCUCAAUCCGAUUCUCACAAUUCAAUCGGAGGCUGGUUCCUACGAACAGCGUUGGCUCAAACGCUGACGCAAAUUGUCUAGCCAAAGAACACGUCGUCGCGUGGCUCACGCCUGGUCUUCUGACGGUUGGGGUGCUCGUAAGCAGGCAGGUCGACGCUGACGAGUUGCUGGGAAUCUGCAGUGUUGGCAGACAGAAUACCAAAGCGAUGCUGAUCUUCGUUCUGAUUCCGCAGAUGGUUUUUCUGGCGGUUGGCGUUUGCGCAUUCGUCUACUGCAUCGUUUGUCUAGUGAAACUGAGGCGAGCCUGGAAGCAACGUCGAAUGGCUCCAAGCACUACUCUGACCAAUUUGGAUGGGCAGUCGCGCUACCUUGUCUACCAGUCCGACCAACAGUCCGACUUUGACACAACCUUCGACACCAGCGACUUGGGCAACUCGUCGGCUAACUGUUGCUAUCGAUGCUGCUGUAGAUCUCUCGGUUGGGACAGCCUGAGCACCCGUCUGGCUUUUUUCAGUCUACUCUACGUGGUACCGGCGAUCUCGGUGUUAGCGUGUGACUUCUACGAAUACCUUUACCGUGACACAUGGCUUGCGGGGGACCCGAUGAGCGCCCUCUCACGCAUUAUUAAGACGACUCAGUCGGCGGGGAGAACUGCCAACGAGGAGAUCACUCCUGAGGUUUUCCUACUACGAACUUUCAUGUCCCUCGUGACUGGCUUCGCUACCUGCCUAUGGCUUCUGUCGGUGAAGGGAAUCGAGCCCUGGCGGCGUCUUGGACGACAGAUUGAAAACCGCUGCGCGGGUCACUGGUGCUUCUCCACGCCAAUCAAGACGCAGCAACAGCAGCAUCAACAGAUGGCUCAACUCAUGAGCGCAACUGUAGCCUCAGGAAAUGUGGCCUCAGGACGUCAGAGCCUGCCGGCAUCCUCGCAGUACAGUAAGAACAGCCACAGCAACACAUCCACCGUGCUGCAUCCAUACGCCGUCUACCAACAGCACUGCUGUCCCUCCAGCAAGCCGGCUGGCGAUGUGCCAGAUAGGUGUAACUACUCCGCGAGGCCUCCCGCUGGCCCUGGUCUCGACGCUGGGGAACAGUCUAGUGGUCUGGCUCUCUCCUCACCGACGCAAGCAUCGGGUUAUUACAGCUCAGCGACGACGAACAACAGCCUAACGUCUGGGUCCUGUCUGCCACCUCGUCCUCCUCCCAAUACUCCUCCUGGCACGGUACACGGUGAGUCGAACCCUGGAUCGUCAACUGCUGGAAGUUGGUGGAAAACAACUCAGCAGACGUCAAGUUCCGGUGCGCGAGGUCAAAAAUACCAACAACCGCACCAACCGUCUGGCUCAGGUCAGCACGCUAUAUUGUAA